AUGCCCAUCCUCAAGCAGCUGGUGUCCAGCUCAGUGCACUCCAAGCGCCGCUCCCGCAUGGACCUCACGGCCGAGAUGAUCAGCGCCCCCCUGGGCGACUUCCGCCACACCAUGCAUGUGGGCCGGGCUGGAGACGCCUUCGGGGACACCUCCUUCCUCAACAGCAAGGCUGGUGAGCCGGACGGCGAGUCCCUGGACGAGCAGGCCUCUGCCUCAUCUUCCAAACGCAGCCUCCUGUCCCGGAAGUUCCGGGGCAGCAAGCGGUCACAGUCAGUGACAAGGGGCGACCGGGAGCAGAGGGACAUGCUGGGCUCUCUGCGGGACUCGGCCCUCUUUGUCAAGAACGCCAUGUCCUUGCCUCAGCUGAAUGAGAAGGAGGCUGCGGAGAGGGGCUCCAGCAAGCUGCCUAAGAGCCUGUCAUCCAGCCCUGUGAAGAAGGGGAGUGCCGGGGAGAGUGACGUGCAGGAGCGGGGUGCCAGAGAGGGGCUGCCCCACCGCAACGGGGCCGGGGGCCCCCACUCGCCUGACCCCAUCCUGGAUGAGCAGGCCUUCGGGGACCUCACCGACCUGCCUGUGGUGCCGAAGGCCAGCUACGGGCUGAAGCACGCCGAAUCCAUCAUGUCCUUCCACAUCGACCUGGGGCCCUCUAUGCUGGGUGAUGUGCUCAGCAUCAUGGACAAGGACGAGUGGGAGCCUGAAGAGGAGGAAGAUGGAGGUUAUCAUGGCAAUGAGGGCCCCAGCAGUCUUGCUGCCCCAGCUCCUCUUCCCACCUCUGCAGCCCUUCCGCUGGCCCGGCAGGAAGCCAAGGCCGGGCUGGACUCUUCCUCGCUGCCCCCCCACGCGCUGGAGGAUGAGGGAUGGGCAGCGGCCGCCCCCAGCCCCGGCUCGGCUCGCAGUGUGGGCAGCCACACCACGCGGGACACCAGCUCCCUGUCCAGCUGCGCCUCGGGGGUCCUGGAGGAGCGCAGCCCCGCCUUCCGGGGGCCGGACAGAGCCCGGGCCACCCUCCCGAGGCAGCCGGACAAGGAGUUCUCCUUCAUGGACGAGGAGGAGGAUGAAAUCCAUGUGUGA
This is a messenger RNA of Orycteropus afer afer, 1071 nucleotides long. RefSeq names its product CDC42 effector protein 4 (gene CDC42EP4). The transcript has a single exon. The coding region runs from base 1 to 1071 and encodes 356 amino acids. The record is from RefSeq and is a predicted model, not a curated record. Lineage: Eukaryota; Metazoa; Chordata; Mammalia; Tubulidentata; Orycteropodidae.